AUGCCUGUUUCUCUCAAAAAUGCAAUAAUGCGGAAAGAAAAUAGAUUUAUUCAGAUACCCAGGUGGCUCGCAAGAUACAAGAAGGCGAAAUAUAAAGCAAUAAAUAUUCUAAGACUCAUGCGCGAUGCAGACUGGAAGGAUUUUCAACCCAAAUCCUGUACAAAGCCUUAUUCGAUAAAGACGCCACGCUGGCAAAGCAAAGCAUACGAAUAUUUCCCAUGGACAUCCAAACACGCCCCGCGGCGUAAAUAG
Messenger RNA from Histoplasma mississippiense, 252 nucleotides. RefSeq lists its product with no specific name. Bases 1 to 252 code for a protein of 83 amino acids. The transcript is spliced from 2 exons. Lineage: Eukaryota; Fungi; Ascomycota; Eurotiomycetes; Onygenales; Ajellomycetaceae. The record is from RefSeq and is a predicted model, not a curated record.